AUGGAUACUUACAAUAAAUUGUUGAAAGAUACAUGUACUGAAAUUGAUUUAUUCCGAAUAUUUUCACUUUCUUCUGAAUUUAAACAAAUUCAUGUACGUGAAGAAGAAAAAUUGGAAUUACAAAAAUUGGCUGAAACAGUCCCAAUUCCAAUAAAAGAAUCGCUUGAUGAGCCUAGUGCUAAAGUUAAUGUGCUUUUACAGGCUUACAUUUCUCAACUUAAAUUGGAAGGAUUUGCUCUUCAAAGCGAUAUGGUAUUUAUCUCGCAAUCUGCUGGUCGUUUGUUUAGAGCACUUUUCGAAAUUGUUUUAUGGAGAGGAUGGGCACAACUUGCUUUGAAAAUUUUGGGAUUAUGUAAAAUGGUUAAUGCAAGACAAUGGCAAUCACUUAAUCCUUUACAUCAAUUCAAAAAAUUACCAACAGAAGUUGUUCGAACUUUAGAUAAAAAGAAUUUGCCAUUUGAUCGCCUUUAUGAUUUGGAUGUUCAUCAAUUGGGAGAAUUACUUCGUGUACCAAAAAUGGGAAAACCUUUAUAUAAAUUUAUUAGACAGAUUCCCAAAUUGGAUAUGACAACAUUAAUAUUGCCAAUAACGCGUUCUACACUUCGUGUUGAAUUAACAAUAACACCAGAUUUUCAAUGGGAUGAAAAAAUUCAUGGAAGUUCUGAAGGUUUUUGGAUAUUUGUUGAAGAUGUUAAUGGAGAAAUUAUAUUGCAUCAUGAAUAUUUUCUUCUUAAACAGGCCUUUGGGGUUGAGUGCUUUGGGGGAAUUGACCUUUGGUUUGGGAGAAAGCCUGAUAUGGGUCCCUCCAAAAAAUCUUCAGGGGAUGGGGUAACCUUAGAAUCGUCUGGGUUUCGUGGGAAGGUGUGUUCCUCUAGAUUAAACUUUUUUUUUAUUUUCAGAAAAUAUUGCACAGAAGAGCAUAUUGUCAAAAUGUUUGUUCCAGUUUUUGAUCCUCUCCCUCCCCUCUAUUUUAUUCGAAUUGUUUCUGAUCGUUGGUUAGGAAGUGAAACUGUUUUGCCUGUCUCUUUUCGUCAUUUAAUUUUGCCAGAAAAGUAUCCACCACCAACAGAAUUGUUAGAUUUGCAACCUUUACCAAUUUCUGCAUUAAAUAAUCCACAAUUUGAACAAAUAUUUGAAAAGCGAGGAAUUCAUUAUUUUAAUCCAAUUCAAACACAAGUUUUUCGUACAUGUUAUGAAACAAACGAAAAUGUUUUUAUUGGAGCACCAAAUGGUAGUGGAAAAAGUGUUUGUGCUGAAUUUGCAUUACUUCGUCAUUUUGAAAAUAAUCCAAAUGGAAAAGCUGUUUAUUGCACAAAUUUAUUUUGA
Messenger RNA from Meloidogyne enterolobii, 1326 nucleotides. Lineage: Eukaryota; Metazoa; Nematoda; Chromadorea; Rhabditida; Meloidogynidae. The record is from the annotation of a GenBank genome assembly.